This is a messenger RNA of Esox lucius (northern pike), 1955 nucleotides long. It is a transcript of the gene pnp4a, whose product is annotated as purine nucleoside phosphorylase 4a. Bases 580 to 1455 code for a protein of 291 amino acids. Gene Ontology annotation, cellular component: cytoplasm. The transcript is spliced from 6 exons. The record is from RefSeq and is a predicted model, not a curated record. Gene Ontology annotation, biological process: nucleoside metabolic process. Lineage: Eukaryota; Metazoa; Chordata; Actinopteri; Esociformes; Esocidae. Gene Ontology annotation, molecular function: purine-nucleoside phosphorylase activity.
GUCUUGUCCUAAAGAAUGUUGAUUAACAUGUGUCUUGUGUGUAGGCCUGAUAUACUGGUCAUUAUAUAGUUGCACUUUUAGGCAGGCAGGGUAUUACACAUAGAAUCUUUAAUUAACCUUCUCCUCAGGUUAAUGGGUAUAAAACUGGCCAAUAGUCAAGAUUGUACAGUACAAGUCAGAUUUAGGCCUUGACAAAAUAGAAGGAUGUGUAUCCUUACAUAGUUACUUAAUGUGCUGCUCCAAUAUAAUUUUUCCCUUAAGUACACAAACCCAUGACACACCUCUCUGCUAGGGAGUAUUUAAUUUGUUAAUGCUACUGGCCAUGGGAGUGUUGUGACCAAUCAGGGACCAUGUGACUACUCUGGAACCAGCACAUACUCUAGUGUAUUUAACUGCAUCCAGAAAUGCUGGGACUUUAUUCAGACACCAGUGUGCCCAGAGGGUACUUAGUCUAGAUCUACAUUACUUUGUGUAUCAUCUACGGUGUAAUCCUUCAUAACAAAUACACCAAGAUCAACAACAGCGUUAUCUUUUUUGCCAUAUCAAGAGCAACUGUUCCUCAAAUAAAUAACCUUCAAAAUGCACAGUAAAGACCAGAUAUGUCAUGAUGACUACCAGAAGACAGCCAGCUGGCUCCUGUCUCAAACACAGCAUCGUCCCAGAGUGGCCAUCGUCUGUGGAUCUGGACUGGGCAUGCUGGCGGACGCUCUCAAGUGCCAGGACUCCUUCCUUUACUCUGACAUUCCUGGGUUCCCACAGAGCACAGUGCAAGGACACGCUGGAAGACUGGUAUUUGGGGAGCUGAAAGGGAAGACGUGUGUUUGCAUGCAAGGCCGUUUCCAUAUGUAUGAGGGACACUCACUUUGUAAGACCACGUUUCCAGUACGGGUGUUCAAGCUGCUGGGGGUGGAGACCCUGAUUGUGACCAAUGCAGCAGGCUCACUGGCAGACAGCUACCAGGUUGGAGACAUCAUGAUCAUCAAAGAUCACAUUAACUUCCCUGGUCUGGCUGGGCUCAAUCCCCUCAACGGACCCAAUGAUGACAAGUUUGGUCCCCGGUUCCCCCCCAUGUCUGGUGUGUAUGACAAGGACCUGCGAAAAAUGGCCUUUGACCUCUGUAAGCGUAUGGGUGUCACUCAGUUUGUCCAGGAGGGGGUCUACUGCAUGGUCGGAGGGCCCAACUUUGAGUCAGUUGCAGAGGCCAGACUCCUUCACAGAUUAGGUGUGGACGCUGUGGGGAUGAGUACAGCACCAGAGGUGGUUGUGGCUUCCCACUGUGGCAUGAGGGUUUUCGGCCUCUCACUCAUCACCAACAAGGUGGUGAAAAGCUACGAUGACACAGAGUUGGUCAACCAUGAAGCUGUUCUUGAGGUCAGCAAACUGCGCUCACAAACAUUGCAAUCGCUGGUCACCGAGCUGGUUAGCUGGAUGGACAUCAACAAUAACACAGCCUGAACAGAACGAAAGAAGAAGCUACACUGAAACCUAUAUAGCUACUGUAUAAUGAAACAUGGUGCCCUGGUAGAUGUUUGAAUAUUGUUUAUGUUAAAUCAACAAUAAUGUCACCUGUUCAGUCUGUAAAUGUUGUACAAAAUAGAUGAGGUUAUAUCUAAUCCUAAUCAGGUUUAUAACUGUUUUAUAUUUUGAAUUUGACAUGAAACACAGAAAUCGACUGUAAUUUAUAACAAUUGAACAACUAUUUAACUUACAGUACACAGUUGUUUGCUAACACUUGUUCACAGAUAAUAAUAGUGCAACUUUACUAUGCAACUCUAUUUCCAAUGGGAAGUAAAUAAGUAUUUGAAAUCAGUAUGUCACAUAUUCAAAAAAUUGUAUAGAUGCAUACCUUUAUGCAUAUCUAAGAUAUUGCAGAUUUUUUUUAUGGAGCUAUUAAUUAAAUCUGUAAAAUAUCAUGUAUCAAUUUAAAAUGUUAUUCAAUUGCAGCUCAACUUUGA